AAGCCGUGCAAACCAAACUUUUUCUCCUUUUAGGUGCAAACCAAACAUCAUUACUACUUCAUUAUAUACGAGUAGUACCAAAUUAAUUGCAACACUAAAACGUCAGAAAAAAGAGCUUUUAGUUGGUACAAUCUAGCCAUCCGUCACCUCAUUCAUUUUCUACCGCUGAUCAACUCUUCUUGCGCUAGCUAGCAUAUGGCUUCUGUUCAUACAAUUCCUUUCCUCAUUAUAAUUCUUAUUCUGCAGACUUGGUCUGCAACUUCUUCAAUUUUCGCCCCUUUUGUCGGUGGUGAUGUGUGCAAAAGCGCUGAAUGUGGGAAAGGUACUUGCAAACCUUCCAAUGAUAGCAACUUUGGUUUUGCGUGCCAAUGUGAUGAUGGAUGGAAGCAAGCUCGCGCUGAACACGAUGAUGGUCUCAAGUUUCUGCCUUGUGUGAUGCCCAACUGUUCUCUCAAUUACUCCUGCGCUCAAGCACCGCCCCCUGCUCCAGCAAGAGAGAAGCGAGCUAAUGAAUCAAUCUUCGAUCCUUGUUACUGGGCUGUGUGUGGAGGUGGCACCUGCAACAAGACCUCCAUAUUUGGACAUAAGUGCGAGUGUCAAGAGGGUUAUUACAAUAUACUCAACGUCACAGCUUUCCCCUGCUUCAGAGAAUGCGAGCUUGGAAUGGACUGUAAGCAUCUUGGGAUUGGCGUAAUGAACAACACACCAGCUUCUUCACCUCCUAGCUUGCCCGAGAACGGUCAAAACCAAGCUACCUCAAUCGCCAUUGGAGAUCUUACUUGGUCGAUAUUCACCAUGGUAUUAUCCGUGGCUUUGUUGUUGUCAAAAUAGGUCAAGUCACGACAUAUGCGAUAUGGGCACCGAUAUCUGGAGAUUUUCCCGUUCAGGUUUUACUGGUGUGUGAGGAGAUUGGUUAGGAGUUCACGAUUUUGGACAUAUGGUAGCUUCUUCUGGUCGUCUUGCCGGCCUUUCGGUUGUGUACAUUACAUUCUCUUACUAUUUUGCAGUUUACAGUAGAUGUAUAAACACUUUCAAUCUCUCUGUUUCAUUUUCUUUCCCCCAUUUUUGUAGAGGAGUUCAUUACUCAGCUUUCAAAUUGGGAUAUAUGGACGAAUAUUUGGUAUUUGAGCGUGUGCUGCAUGGUUUGCGAGCUCUUCA
Messenger RNA from Coffea eugenioides, 1158 nucleotides. RefSeq lists its product as uncharacterized. The record is from RefSeq and is a predicted model, not a curated record. Bases 196 to 831 code for a protein of 211 amino acids. The transcript is spliced from 6 exons. Lineage: Eukaryota; Viridiplantae; Streptophyta; Magnoliopsida; Gentianales; Rubiaceae.